AUGGCCGACAAUCGACAAGAUUCAGGAUAUGGCUCCCAAUUCUCAUCUCCUGACGGCAAACUACCUGUAGUAGCCGAGUCCACACAAAUUGGGCGCCUCAGCGGCACGAGCCGAUCCGUUCCGUCUGCCCCCACGCCCAUCACCGGCCUCAUAGAAUUUGACAAGAGUGUCGACAACGCCACGCUCUCCCGCUUCCGUCAUGUGCACUUGAUGCUUGAGAAGCCGCUGUUAGAGUAUAUUCGCGGCUCAAUUCGCAAGAAAAACUGCCCGAUUGCCAUAAGAUUGAUGGUCCUGGGGCGCUGCGAAGCUGAUGCCAAGCCGUGCAUUGUCGUCUUGUGUCCGGAGCAGCAAUCGAGAAAGGUCAGGAAGUUUUUCGAUAAGAAAUCUGUCAGGUCUUUGCGUUUGCCCGAAGACGGUCAGCCCUCGUUCGAGGUAUUCGUCGUCGGUCGGGCGCCGGAGCCGAAACAGGCAGACGGAGACAUUGACGUCCUGAUUCCUAUCGUUGGCGAGAGCGAGGGUUAUACAAACGAGACAUACUGUGGAGCACCUAUAGUUAUCCGGCAGACUUCCGGUGUCGACAACAGGUGCACCUUCGGUGGCGUUAUAAAGGCUACCUGGUCGAAUGGGGAGGUUAAGCUAUACGGGCUAACCGUUGGCCACGUCCUUCUGAGCGACUUGGCGGAUGAUCUGACGGUCAGUUCGGAGAGCGACCAGGCCAGGUGUUCCGACGACUGGGAAUUCGAGCUUUCGGAUUCUGAAAGUGAUGAUGAGUCGGUUGAUAUGGCUGAAGAAGAGACAGAUGAUGAGGCUCUACCAUUGUGUGUGAUGGAUGAACUCCAGUUGGGUUUGGCUGACGGCAGUGCGUCUUGGACGGCCCUCGAGUUGGGCAAGAUAGGUUCCAUUUCGAAGGACUCUCCCCAAUAUCAAUCGGCAGCAACCGACACAAAGUACGGUGAGACACAAGCUUACUACGACUGGGCUCUUAUCGAUAUGGUCAGCUACAAGCCGAACCUCAUUCGACCGAGGAAGUUGCCAUACAGCGAGGUUCAGGAAGACGGAGCCUUCAAGUCCGGGAAUCACGAGCUUGUGGCCACCGCCUCGUCUAGCAGUCUUGGCAAGAGACAGUCCGUCGUCGUUGUAAGCGGAUCAGAAGGCCUGAAGCGGGGAUCUCUAUCAGCUCUACCUUCGAGACUCCUUUUAGGACCCGGAAAAGAGUUUGUCGACGCACUCAUACUCAACCUUGACAACGAUAAACAAAUUCUCGAUGGAGAUUCAGGGUCAUGGGUGGUCAACGAGAGCACUCUUGAGGUGUAUGGCUACGUCGUUGCUGCUGAUACAUUUGGCGGAGGUUACAUUAUUCCACUGGUUGAAGCAUUCCGCAAUAUCGCAGACACCCUAAGAUGUCAAUCUGUCGAUCUGGCUACGACAAUCGAUAUGGCAAGUGCCAAACUUGAGCGUAUAUUCGACAUGAACGCCCCCAUCUUGGCUGAGCAUUCUACGCUGCAUAACCCACCCAUCUUCUCCUUUACCUCUACCCCAACUACUAACCUCUCCAUUGCCUCUAAUAUCUCCUGUGCUUCUACCCCAGCUACUAGUCUCUCAAUGACCUCUAACUACGACGGCCCCUUUACUCUCGUAGAUUAUCUCGAAGAUCACUUGAUAUUUCCUACCUUUUCCCAGGAGAUGCUCGUUGUCCAUCCUGAAGACAUUGCAUGGCCUGCUGACCACAAGAGCUCUGACGGCGGUUUCAACAAAAUAUCAAGACCUGGGACCCCCGAAGUCACUGUGCACGCUGAGGAUGAUACUGCCGUGUGUAGCAGGCCGUCACGUCAUGUUGACUACUUGUCCCAUGACUGGAAGGAAGAGGAUAUCUGGUCCUCCUGGAGAUACAUUGUAACUCGGCGCGGCGAGUUUGAACAUAGCCCACGAUUGGAAAACGCUUCCUGGAGGACAUGGAUGAAGGUGAAAAACAACCUAAAAACCAUUUCGGCUGAAACUAUUAAUUGGCUCAGGGAUUGCGAUGUUACCUGGUUGUACGGCCCUCUACAAUCAAGGACCAAGCCCAUCCACGAUGCCCACACAGAAGUUUCAAGCGACUCCAAGACGGGAUCGCCGGCUAAUCUCAACAUGAAGCCGAUCCUCAAGAAGAGGAGCAUGUCGAAGGUCAUGCUUCAGAGGUCAAUUUCCAAUGCCUCGCUACUAAAGCAGGCCGCAGCGGCCAUGCAGGCCCAAGAAUUACGGGGAACCGUCGAUUAUUUCGGCUACCCCUUCUCUGCAAGGGAAAUGGGUGAUGAAAACCGCGGCCUAGCAGCCUCGACAGAGUCUUCCGGGAUUAUGUCACCUAAUGCUGAGCGGAAGCAAAUUCAUUUUAGCGAGCAAGUUGAGCAGUAUAUGGCUGUUGAUGUCAAGGGCAUGGAGGUGGACUCAGAUCGCUACGGUGACGGCGGCGAUUCAGAUGAUGAUGUUAUGCUGAAGCAGGUCAAAAUCAAGAAGCAAUCCCUCCUCAAGAGGCGAGGUGCCAAAUCAAAGUCAACGGAAGGCAAGACCAUUGCCAAGCUUCCCUCAACGACCCUUAAGUACCGCGAGGAUACACCUGAGCCCAAGGAGGCAGCCACAAAGUACCUACACAGCCCACCUUUAUCUCCAUCAUCUUCGCAAGAAACACUACGACCAGCAAAGUCAUCUGUAAAGUUCUUGUUAGAUGAUGACGAUGACGAGGAAGGCUUGGAUGAUGCACUCCUGAGCCCUCCCUCAGCUUAG
This is a messenger RNA of Clonostachys byssicola, 2760 nucleotides long. Lineage: Eukaryota; Fungi; Ascomycota; Sordariomycetes; Hypocreales; Bionectriaceae. The record is from the annotation of a GenBank genome assembly.